This is a messenger RNA of Penicillium longicatenatum, 1248 nucleotides long. RefSeq names its product lytic polysaccharide monooxygenase AA11 family protein. NCBI's taxonomy places the organism in Eukaryota, Fungi, Ascomycota, Eurotiomycetes, Eurotiales, Aspergillaceae. The record is from RefSeq and is a predicted model, not a curated record. The coding region runs from base 1 to 1248 and encodes 415 amino acids. The transcript has a single exon.
AUGUACGCCAAAUCGAUGCUUGUUGCCAUGCUGGGGGCCUCCAUGGCCAGUGCUCACAUGAUCAUGACCAACCCUGUUCCUUAUGGAAUGGACACGCUUACCAACUCUCCUCUGGCAGCGGAUGGCAGUGACUUUCCCUGCAAGUUGCGCUCGAACACCUACGAGGUUACUGAGGAGAACGUCAUGGUCAUCGGACAAUCCCACAACUUGACCUUUCAGGGCAGUGCUACCCAUGGUGGUGGAUCAUGCCAGAUCAGUCUCACCACCGAUCUGACGCCCUCCAAGGAUACCGAAUGGCAGGUCAUCAAAUCUUUUGAGGGUGGCUGCCCGGCCAAUGUUGAUGGCAACCUGUCCGGUGGUUCUACUAUGGUUGAUCCAUACUCUUUCGAUUUCGCCAUUCCAGAGGGUAUUUCUGCCGGCAAAUAUACUCUUGCCUGGACUUGGUUCAACCGUAUCGGCAACCGUGAGAUGUACAUGAAUUGCGCCCCAGUCACCGUGAAGAGUGCGAGUUCAUCUAAGAGAUCCGAGGAAGUUGAGGUCAAGGCUGUCGAGAAGCGUUCUUCCACCUUCCCGCCCAUGUUUGUUGCCAACAUCAAUGGCUGCACUACCUCGGAGAAUGUUGAUAUUCGUUUCCCUCAACCUGGUGACGUUGUCCAGUACCUCGGCGAGCCUUCUAACUUGGCCGAGGAGGGCGCCGCAGCUUGCACUGGCACUCCCACUUUUGGCAGCGCAGGUGACUCUGCCACUGGCACCAAUUCCGGUUCGGGCUCCUCUGGUUCGAGCUCCUCUGGUUCUGGCUCUUCUGGUUCUGGCUCAGCAGCGGUAACUUCCACUUCGGCAGCCACUACCCCUGUAUCAACCCAAGCCGCUGAGCCUGCUCCGGCCUCUACCUCGGUUCCAUCUGCACCUGAACCCGCCGCACCUUCCGCUACCUCCGCGGCAAGUCCGGCUUCUCCCUCUUCCAGCUCCAGCUCCAGCUCCAGCUCCAGCUCCGGUUCUUCCAGCUCUUCCAGCUCGGGUGCCCUGAGUGGCUCAUGCAGCGAGGAGGGUGAAUGGAACUGCAUUUCCGGUACUUCUUUCCAACGUUGUGCUUCCGGUGUGUGGACUGUCUCCCAGCAAAUGGCUUCUGGAACCUCUUGCACUGCAGGUCAGAGUUCGGAAUUAACGAUUGUUGCCACCAAGCGAGCUCGUGCCAUUUCAGAACUGCGUUUCCGCAAGCGCAGCAUCGGUGAAUCUCACCAUGUUUAG